AUGGAUUUUCAAUUAAAUACGAAAAAUCUUCCCCCACCACCACCACCACCAUCAUCAUCAUCAUCAUCAUUGGCGGCGGCGGCGGCGGCAUCAUCAACAAUGAAACGAUCUUUUCACGGAAGAAAGCUUCAAUAUCAAGAAAAGGUUCUUGAACAAUCGAUUUUACCUCAGCAAACAGCAAUAUUAUCACCCACAUAUUUAACAGCUGAUAGGGCUUGGAAAACAGUAGCAACCAUUGUUACACACAAACCCGGACAUGAUCAAAAGAGACAGGAAAUGGAAUUAAAAAAUAUUGGCAAAGUGGGUAUGGUCAAACGAAAACAAUUUCUACAAAAAAGAGAUAUUAGUCGAUCACAUGAGGUAAUAGCGAUGAUUUUUCUAGUGUUAUAA
Molecule: messenger RNA, 390 nt
Organism: Rotaria socialis
Lineage: Eukaryota; Metazoa; Rotifera; Eurotatoria; Philodinida; Philodinidae
Source: the annotation of a GenBank genome assembly